UGAUAAACCAACUUCUUCGCGGUAGCGGGAAAUGGCAGUUAGCUUUCAGACACUGUCGCGACGGUCGUCCCUAUAAAUACACGCAGCAACGUCUUCGCAACUAGCUCUCCAUUUCCUUCCCCAUCUCUUUCUCCUCGUUACGUACGUUAGGAAUUGAAGGUUUCUGUAUUGAAGAGUCCAAAGAGUUUGUGUCCAAUACUUGGAUAAUUAGUUUGUUUCUGUCGAGAUUUCCUUGUAAUUUGAAGUGGUAGCAGGGCUGAUUGCUUACUAAACACCGGUUACUUGGCAUUCAUGGCAACAGUCCGUGAUUCUGUAAAGAAGGUAUCUGGUAACCACAUUGAGUUCCGACCAAUCCAGAGUCAAGCUGGCAGUGGACUCCAUUCAAGGGGGAGUUCAUUCAAUGGAUGUUGCUCAAUUCAAAAGGGAGUACAUGGAAGCCUCCCACAUAACAAAAAGGUUAAGGUUGUCUUUGUCCUGGGAGGCCCAGGAAGUGGCAAGGGUACUCAAUGUGCAAAUAUUGUUGAACAUUUUGGUUACACCCAUUUGAGCGCUGGGGAUCUCCUUCGAGCAGAGAUCAAGUCUGGUUCUCAAAAUGGGAUCAUGAUUCAGAGGAUGAUUAAAGAAGGAAAAAUCGUUCCUCCCGGGGUAACAAUUGCCCUUCUCCAAAGAGCAAUCCAGGAAACUGAGAAUGAUAAAUUUCUUAUUGAUGGUUUCCCUCGCAAUGAGGAAAACCGUGAAGCUUUUGAACGUAUUACUGGAAUUCAGCCAGAUUUUGUCCUCUUCUUUGAUUGUACUGAAGAAGAGAUGGCGAGGCGCCUUUUGAACCGGAACCAGGGCAGAGAAGAUGACAACAUUGUUACUAUAAGGAAGAGGUUUAAUGUUUUCAAGGAAUCUACGCUCCCAGUUAUUGAAUAUUACAAGUCAAAGGGCAAGGUUCAAAAGAUUGAUGCUGUCAAGCCUCCAAAUGAAGUUUUUGAAGCAGUCAAGGCAGUAUUCACAGGUGGGAAGGUAAAGCAGCGCUGCAAUGGCUUGGAUAAAGUCAAUAUCCCUUGCUAUGCAUGGAGAAUGAUGUUUAGGAGAUCGAUAGUGUAAUUCUGCUUGUAAGAUUUGUUGCCAUAAGCCCAUAAUAAUAGUUGCAUUACCAUUCUGUAAA
This is a messenger RNA of Ipomoea triloba (trilobed morning glory), 1153 nucleotides long. RefSeq names its product UMP-CMP kinase 3-like. Gene Ontology annotation, biological process: 'de novo' pyrimidine nucleobase biosynthetic process; UDP biosynthetic process; CDP biosynthetic process. The transcript has 9 exons. Gene Ontology annotation, cellular component: nucleus; cytoplasm. NCBI's taxonomy places the organism in Eukaryota, Viridiplantae, Streptophyta, Magnoliopsida, Solanales, Convolvulaceae. The coding region runs from base 292 to 1092 and encodes 266 amino acids. Gene Ontology annotation, molecular function: UMP kinase activity; ATP binding. The record is from RefSeq and is a predicted model, not a curated record.